UCUAUUCGCAACGUUCUUUGUUAAGAUCGAGUAAGUUACGACUCACAACCCCACCAACCAACCAGAGAAGAUCAUGUCCGGCCGUGGCAAGGGAGGCAAAGUCAAGGGAGCGUCCAAGACCCGCUCGAGCCGUGCCGGGCUGCAGUUCCCGGUUGGUCGGAUCCACCGUCUGCUGCGGAAGGGCAACUACGCCGAACGGAUCGGUGCCGGUGGUCCGGUCUAUCUGGCGGCCGUCAUGGAGUAUCUGGCCGCGGAGGUGCUCGAGCUGGCCGGAAACGCCGCUCGGGACAACAAGAAGACCCGCAUCAUCCCGCGGCACCUGCAGCUGGCCAUCCGGAACGACGAAGAGCUGAACAAGCUGCUGUCGGGAGUGACCAUCGCGCAGGGCGGCGUCCUGCCCAACAUCCAGGCCGUGCUGCUGCCCAAGAAGACCGAGAAGAAGGCUUAAGAGGUAUGCCUGCCUGAAGCCGUCGGACAAUGGCUACGACCCCCUCCGUGAGGAGAACACGCGAAACAAUCAAAAACCGUCCUUUUCAGGACGACCAUUUUGUUUACGAAAAGAGUCUGUUUCAAAAAAUUCUCUCGAUGAUUGCAUUUUCUAUAGUAGAGUUGAAAUAAGAUCCCUGUAUUACUCCAAAAUGGUUGUUGUUCGUCGUGUACAUUUUAUGAAAAACACUUAAAUGUUUUAACAAUUUUGGUGUAGGAGACAAAUAUUUGUGAAUUUUAAAUACCGUAAAAUGGGAUGACUUUAAUAGCCGGGGUGACUUUGAUAGGCUUGAGAUUUUUCCGCAAACUGAAGAGUACAAUUUAAAUACGUACGGAAUGGUAUGGAAUCAUUUUGACCGUGGUAGAGAAGAGUUCAAAGUACAUCUAGAAGAAGUUUUCAU
Messenger RNA from Culex pipiens pallens (northern house mosquito), 887 nucleotides. Its product is annotated as histone H2A. The record is from RefSeq and is a predicted model, not a curated record. Gene Ontology annotation, cellular component: nucleosome. Gene Ontology annotation, molecular function: DNA binding; structural constituent of chromatin; protein heterodimerization activity. The coding region runs from base 74 to 448 and encodes 124 amino acids. The transcript has a single exon. Lineage: Eukaryota; Metazoa; Arthropoda; Insecta; Diptera; Culicidae.